Molecule: messenger RNA, 4523 nt
Organism: Neoarius graeffei (lesser salmon catfish)
Lineage: Eukaryota; Metazoa; Chordata; Actinopteri; Siluriformes; Ariidae
Gene: fzd7b
Product: frizzled class receptor 7b
Exons: 2
Coding region: 370-2001 (543 amino acids)
Biological process (GO): non-canonical Wnt signaling pathway; canonical Wnt signaling pathway
Cellular component (GO): plasma membrane
Molecular function (GO): Wnt receptor activity; Wnt-protein binding
Source: RefSeq, a predicted model, not a curated record
AGGCUGGAAACCGUCUCAUCCUCAGCGCGAGGCCGAUGUGGAGCGAGUCGGCGGCGGACGCGGCUGAGCAGUUCCUGAGGUAAAGUUAGACACCGGUGUUGCUGGGAACUGAAUGAGCUGGAAAGGUUGGUUCGAGGGGGAAAAAAACCCUCCAAAACAAAGCAGUUUUCUGGUUAUAACAAUGAAGUCGCGAAAUAAGCGCACGGACACUUGAGUUUUGUGGAGAAAGGAGCUGGAUAUUAUUAAGUUUGUGAAUAACGUUCUGUGUGAGAGAGCGAGAGAGAGAGGGUCGGCGGCGCUUCAUCCGGGGACUUUCCUCGUUAUUGAGUCUCAGAACUCUGAUUUUUCGUCGGAUAUAUAUUUUUAAAGAUGGCGGCGGCGGCGGCAGCGGUGUUUUUUCUGCUCCUGAGAUCGACUUGUGGUCAGUACCACGGUGAGAAGGGGAUCUCAGUGCCAGAGCACGGUUUCUGCCAGCCCAUCUCCAUCCCUCUGUGCACAGACAUCCAGUACAACCAGACCAUCAUGCCAAACCUCUUGGGUCACACGAACCAAGAGGAUGCUGGUUUGGAGGUGCACCAGUUCUACCCACUGGUUAAAGUGCAGUGCUCGCCGGAUCUCAAGUUCUUCCUGUGCUCCAUGUAUGCGCCGGUGUGCACCGUGCUGGAGCAGGCCAUCCCUCCGUGCCGCUCUCUCUGCGAGCGGGCACGCCAAGGCUGCGAGGCGCUCAUGAACAAGUUCGGCUUCCAGUGGCCCGAGCGGCUGCGGUGCGAGAACUUCCCAGUGCACGGAGCGGGAGAGAUCUGCGUCGGACAGAACACGUCGGACACCGGGAAGCCGACGUUAGAACCGACGCAGAAGGAUAAUUUCACACCGCGCCCGACUGAUAGGUUGGGUCACCCUUUCUCGUGCCCGCUUCAGCUCGGUGUUCCUUCCUACCUCAAUUAUAAAUUUUUGGGAGCCAAAGAUUGCGGCGCACCCUGCGAACAUUCACAGCCGCAUGGACUUAUGUAUUUUAAAGAGGAAGAGGUGAAGUUUGGGCGCCUUUGGGUCGGGAUUUGGUCCAUACUGUGCUGCCUGAGUACUCUCUUUACAGUCCUGACUUACCUUGUGGACAUGCGGCGCUUCCGUUAUCCGGAGAGACCCAUCAUCUUUCUGUCCGGCUGUUACUUCAUGGUAGCCGUGGCCUAUGUUACUGGGUUCCUCCUAGAGGACCAGGUGGUGUGCAUUGGCAAGUUCGAGGACGGUGGCUACAGAACGGUGGCACAGGGAACCAAAAAAGAGGGAUGCACCAUCUUGUUUAUGAUCCUCUACUUCUUCGGGAUGGCCAGCUCCAUCUGGUGGGUGAUCCUGUCUCUGACCUGGUUCCUCUCCGCUGGCAUGAAGUGGGGACAUGAAGCCAUUGAGGCUAACUCGCAGUACUUCCACUUGGCAGCAUGGGCGGUACCUGCUGUGAAGACCAUCACGGUGCUGGCACUUGGCCAAGUGGACGGUGACCUACUGACGGGCGUCUGUUUUGUAGGCAUCCACAAUGUAGUGGCACUGCGUGGCUUCGUCCUCGCGCCUCUCUUUGUCUACCUCUUCAUCGGGACGUCCUUCUUGUUGGCCGGAUUUGUGUCUCUGUUCCGCAUCCGCACUAUCAUGAAGCACGACGGUACCAAGACAGAGAAGCUGGAGAAACUGAUGGUGCGCAUCGGCGUCUUCAGCGUGCUCUACACCGUCCCUGCGACCAUCGUCAUCGCGUGCUACUUCUACGAACAAGCCUUCCGCGAGCAGUGGGAGAAGACGUGGCACAUGCAAACAUGCAAACGCUUCGCUGUGCCGUGUCCAGCCGCAGACUUCGCGCCCAUGUCCCCGGAUUUCACAGUCUUCAUGAUCAAGUACCUCAUGACCAUGAUCGUCGGGAUCACAUCCGGUUUCUGGAUCUGGUCCGGGAAGACGCUGCAGUCAUGGCGCAGGUUCUACAAGCGGCUCGGAAAUGGGCAGGGCGAGACGACCGUGUGAAUUUGAAUAAACAUUCAGGACUGACGAACAGCCAGCUUGCGUGUCUCAGACCUGCAGCAUGGAUUAAAAAAAAAUCAGACUUCUGUGACAUACGAUGCCUGCAGGAGGAUUUUGCUCAGAUAAUCCACCCACACCAAAAAAGAAUGCCUUGUGACAUUUUAAAUACUUGAACUUUUGGUGCUGACUGUCCACACUUUUUCUACAACUUUUGCAUGGCUUCAAAGGACAUUUUUUGUUUUUUAAACUGUUCAAAAAUGCUUUUUUCUUUAAAGGAAAAAAACACUUCUGUGCCUUGUCAAAAAUACAUUUGUUUUGACACUAUGAUGGCGAGAGAAUCGUCUCUGCAGUGGCCAAUAUUUUGUAUUUUAAUCUUUUGCCUUGUAAUGUUGUCCAGACCCUGUAUGAAAAUUUUUUUGUUUGUUUGUUUUGGCACAGAUAGUGCAGGAUUUUUGUAGGCGUUUGAUGUCCUUUUAAACCUAGAUAAACUCAGUUCAUGCAACUGUAAGAUUUUUGUGGUUUAGUGAAGAAUUGAAACUGACAGGCUCUGAUGAUGUGGCUGCGAUUGAUGGGAUUAAAUGUAGGUGUGAAUGGGAGGGAGGGGAAAAAAAAUCUCCUUUUUGUUUUAAUGUCAUGUUACUGUUUUAAAGACAUGUAUUUAUUUAAAGUAAUCAUCUUUUUAAGUCCAUAUUCUCCAUUCAGCAGUUUCACUUAAUAAAGUGAGUAGGUUUUUAGAACUUCUUGAUGUAUUGAUUCCCCCCGAAUCAAUAACGUUUUCUUUGUAAAAGGUUUUUUUUUUCUCUUUAAUUUGACUGAAAAAAAAAAAUCAGCCCUUCAGCACAGGUUUAUUUUAUAAACUAGUUCAAUUGGAAAACAUUUGUAUAAAUGUGUAGAAUGAUCUUGUGGCUCGUUAUUGGAUCCAUAGACUUUUUCAUUAGAUUCUAGUCCAGGCAUAAUAACUUUCAGGAAGUUUGCUUGUGAGUUCCCGGACCUCAAUUUGAGAGCCAUGUUGCCAUGUCUGUUCUCAUUCGAGGAACUGAGCCUAGUUUUGAAUCCCAAUAGACCGUGUUGUAUUGUGAUUUGGUCAAUUUAUGUAUCCAUUUGCACAAAUUGCAUUGAAGUGUUUCUCUACUUUCAGCUGAAUUGGUAAUAACUGAUUGCAUCUUUUAAAGUUCUACCACACCACUAACAGCUCCUUUUACAGGCCUUUUGUAUUUAUUUAUUCACUGAUUUGAGUUUCCACAGAGUCUGAGAACGUGACAGUUAUUUGCUUGCAAGUUAUUUAGGAAGAAUAAACAUUGCUUUUAAGCAGCAGGCAGAGAUAAAAGAGCGGACACAAUAACGGGAGAUAAUCAGGAGCUGGUGUGAAGUCCGUCACGCUGCUUUCGAGGUGACGAGAAGAGCGGAGAUGCGGCGACGGAGGCACACGAUACCUCAACUUUCCUUGCGUCGUGUGCUGAAACACAGUAGCUCAACAUUCCUCAGUUUAAGGUAAAAGCUUAACCUUUUGUUUGGAUUUGUGUUGGGGGUUGUUGGGGUUCCUGUAUCCAAUGAGUCAGAGAGGAUUAGCUCAGAGGGGGGUUGGGGCUGAAGGCUCGACACGGAAACUUCCAGUGUUUAAUGUCUGAGAUACACCACAUGCUGUGGACAUUCCUUUUUAAAUACCAUAUAAUACAACAGAUGCGUCAUUAUGUUUCAUUUCUGGGAAUAUGAAAGACCAAAAUGAGACAAGUUACACAAUCAGACGUGUGUGAGACGUGUGCUUUUUCAACACUUCACGACGUUAUUUUUCACAUGUGGACUUGUGAACUAUCGUGCAAAUGGUUUUUUAUUUAUCCAUGCAAUAUGUGAUCACAUACUAUUCAUGUGUGUUUAAUUGAAUUUUCAUGUACAAAUACCUGGAUGAAAUUCAUGAUCACAUGACUCGCACAAUCAUGUUGAGAAAAGCUUGAGUCAUUGGGAGAUUUGUACUAUUGAGUAUUAUUGAAAUUGAAUACUUGGACUCUUACUCAUAUAAUUGAGUAGAUACUAUUUACUCCUUACAUUUUCAUUUUGUUCUUUAAACUGUUCAUUAAAUUAAAAAAAAACAACUUUUUUUCCCUUUACAAGGUAAAUGAAAUUACCUUGCUUGUUGAUUUUGUCCAAGUAGAAUAUUGAAUAAACAUUAUUAAAAUGAAUAAAUAGAUGAGAACAAAAAAUUCCUCUCACCUUGAUUUUUAAAACCCUAAAAAGUAACUUAACUGUACAAACCCACAACGUACACUUUCUGUGUAAUUUUCUACCCCAUGUGACACAAAGUGCAAAACUGAUGCUGAAAAAAAGAUUAUGAUCCUGUAUUAAUUAAAUCAGGUGAUACCUCACAAUAUGACUAACCUUGAAAGCAUGUAAAAAAUGGAUUUGUCUUUGGAAGUGUUAAAAUGAUCUUAUCAGUGUUUUGUUUAAUUGCAUGUCAUUCAUUCCACUGCACACACGCACAACAGGAAGUGGAACCACAGAUUAAAUUAUUUUGUUACAAAACUUAACAA